Molecule: messenger RNA, 1393 nt
Organism: Peromyscus leucopus (white-footed mouse)
Lineage: Eukaryota; Metazoa; Chordata; Mammalia; Rodentia; Cricetidae
Product: C-type lectin domain family 4 member A-like
Exons: 6
Coding region: 386-1120 (244 amino acids)
Source: RefSeq, a predicted model, not a curated record
AGGUAGGCCAUGAGGCAACUCUUCAGGUUGUGGGAGUAGGAAUCACAGCACAAGAUGGGAAAUGGAGGCUUUAUUGUAGAGGUCAGCUCAGACCGAGUGUCAGAAUCUCAACUCUGUGAGGAGUUUGACUUCUCUAACGGCCUGGUUCCUCUUUUCCAUUCCUUCCUGUUUUCUUCUCUUGCCCUUUGAGUUCUUGGUAUCUCUAUGACUGUAUACAGAUCCUGGGUGUGUUCUCCAUCUGUGAUUCUCCUUUUGCAGGUCAGCAGACUGCACCUCAUGGUGUACGCUCAGGGCAGCUGUCUGUUGCUGCCUCUCAUCUCUAGCUGGUAUUGGGUCCAUUUGCUGCCACAUUUGUUUCUCGUUCAGGAUCUAUUUUAAAGAAGGGAUGGCAUACACUUUGCGAGGGCAGGUUCUCAACACGUUUUCAGAAAACAUUUAUAUUAACAAGAACCUCAGGAAUAAACUUGAUUCCACAGACAUGGAUGCAGACUCUCCUCCAGCUCCUCAAAAGAAGACCAGGACUCAUGAAAGUUGUCACAGAUUCUCCAAAUUGCUCCUCAUCUCAUUCAUAAUAUUUUUACUGCUAUUGAAAAUGUUAUUCUCAGUUGCUCUGAUCACUUUGUCUAAAAAAUAUUCUCAGCUUCUUGAUGAAAAAGAAAUCAUAAAAGAACUGAAUUACGCUGAGUUGGUGUGUAGAAAACAGCAUUUACUCUCGAAAGUCUGGAGCUGUUGCCCAAAGGAUUGGAAGCCAUUUAGUUCCCACUGCUACUUCACUGCGACUGGCCCAGCAUCUUGGAGAGAGAGUGAGGAGAAGUGCUCCAGCAUGGGUGCUCAUCUGAUGGUGAUCCACAGCCAGGAAGAGGAGGAUUUCAUCACCAAGAUCCUGGAUCCUAAAGCUGUUUAUUAUAUUGGGCUUUUGGAUGCAGGUCAUCGACAGUGGCGCUGGGUUGAUCAGACACCAUACAAUGAAAGUGCCACGUUCUGGCACCCAGGUGAGCCCAACAGUGACAUUGAACAAUGUGUUAUAAUAAAUCAUCGAUAUUCUGGUUGGGGCUGGAAUGACAUCCCUUGCAGUGCUAAAGAGAAGUCAGUUUGUCAGAUGAAGAAAAUAUACUUAUGAAUCAAGCAUUCUCCAUGGACAUGGAUUGCAUUUUUAUCCAGCAUUUCCAGACACCUGGAAAGAUCUUCUUGUGGAAGAGAUGUCCAUUAAAAAUUUAGGUAGGCAGCCAACAGUUAUCCAUUUGAUAACACUGGCCUUCACAAAUACUUAUCUAUUCAUCCUUUACUCUUUUAUAUAAUGAGACUUUCUCUUAUACCUGGUAGCACACACCUUUAAUCCUAGCAUUUCAGAGGCAGAAAUCUGUAGCUGGAGUUUUUCUGCCUGGCCCACAGU